GAUGAGCAUGCAAAGCUGUCUUUGUCCACCAUUUUCAAUCAGUCGAAACGAAGAUUCGACUAAAUAUAAGUGAAAUCGUGAUCGGAAGGUGUCGUUGACAGCUUCUUUAGAAGGAUGGUACUUUACUAUUUCACUUUAAGUAGUUGAAAAGUAAAAAUAUUGGUUUCUCAUUCCCCGUGUUGCUGAGCACAAUCGCUGGAGUGGAUGCGGAGAGCAGCAUCUGUGGCGGUGACGCAGACAGAUAGAAUGGCACAGCACUCGGUUCCUGUCUCUCAUUUGUGGGUGGAUGAGUCCGGAACAGUGACUAGUGUUCCCGCCGAUGUUUCGACCGGCGUUGCACAUACAGGAAGGACGGUGGUGAUAACCUCGUCACCGGCACGCAGCAUCGCGAUGGCCACCAUUCCCGGAACUGUGAAGCUAUCAAGCCGCACUUCCCUGGUGAACGAUGACAUGAUCAGGUACUACACAGACUCCGGCCUUCUUCCCAUCGCUAAGGAAGCCGGCAUCGUCGACCCGAGCGGCCAGCUCACGUCCGAAGCCGCGUUCGCAAGCCCGCCGAAGCAGCAGCAGCAGCGCCCCCUGGUUCCCGCACGCUCCGCCGGCGCCGUCUUGCGGUCGCCGUCGCUGCGCGUCGCCGACGUGCGCACGCUGCAGCCGCAGAACUCUUCUCCGAUGAUCCUCGGCACGCCGCAGCGCGGGGGCGCGGCGACGUGGCCCGCGGGGUUCCCGGCGUCGCCGUCGACGCCGGCAGCCGCCGUCGAGUCUCCGUCCGCGUUCCCGAGCCUCAUCCGCAAACGCUCGCUCGAGUUCCACGACCCGGACUACUCGGACGGCGGCAAGCGCGGCAAGAAGUCGGACAAGGGCGGCAAGGGCCUGCGCCACUUCUCGAUGAAGGUCUGCGAGAAGGUUCAGCGCAAGGGCACGACGUCGUACAACGAGGUAGCGGACGAGCUGGUGGCCGAAUUCAGCGACCCGCACCGGUCGAUGUCGCCGACCGACCAGGCGUACGACCAGAAGAACAUCCGUCGACGUGUCUACGAUGCCCUCAAUGUACUCAUGGCGAUGAACAUAAUCUCGAAGGAGAAGAAGGAGAUCAAGUGGCUCGGCUUACCGACGAAUUCGGCGCAGGAAUGCAGCAAUCUGGACGUGGAGAAACAGAGGCGGACCGAGCGAAUCCGCUACAAGAACCAACAGCUGCAGGAGCUGAUCGUCCAGCAGGUGGCCUUCAAGAACCUUGUCGCUCAGAACGCGGCGUCGGAGCACGCCGCCGGCGCCCUGCCGCCGCCCAACAGCGCCAUCUACCUGCCGUUCAUCGUCGUCAGCACGGGCAAGCGGACGGUGAUCGACUGUUCGAUUUCGAACGACAAGUACGAGUAUUUGUUCAACUUCGACAACACGUUCGAGAUCCACGACGACAUCGAGGUGCUGAAGCGAAUGAACAUGGCGCUCGGCCUGGACCGCGCGCAGGUGACCCCGGACAACCUGAGGCGCGCGCGCGCCAUGGUGCCCGCCGCUCUCUCGCACUACGUCUCGCAGAUGGCCGACGGCAAGAUGGGAAGCCUGUGCUCCUCGAUCUCAGCCGGUCCCUCUGGCUUGACAACAGGGGGCGCCGGCGGAGCGUUCGGCCUCGGCGGGCAGGAUGCGGCGGCGGACGCGGAGGUUGCCAUGGCGACGGCGUUGUCGGCGGAUGCUUCCUUCUCACAGGGAUCGUCUUUUUCCCGCACGGACACGGACACGCCCAGCGACCAUGACGACGACGACUAUAGCGACAGCGAGUCUAGCCGAUCGGAAACGCCCGUGCUCGACAUACAGUAGCGCCCCCCUGGCGGCCGAGACGGCUGCGCGGCAACUGAGCUACGAUCCUGUGACAAUAUACGCAGCCAGUUGUUCGUCGUCGUGGAUACGGGGCUGCAGCGUGAUUGUGCGACAUGUUCGUCGUCGUGGAUACGGGGCUGCAGCGUGAUUGUGCGACAUGUUCGUCGUCGUGGAUACGGGGCUGCAGUGUUAUUGUGCGACGCGUUCGUCGUCGUGGUUACGUGAUCUGUGUCAGCUGCUCGCACGAUUAUCGUAGCGGAUGUGGGAGUGUUGCCAUGGAUACAGACGCGUCGUUACGAACUAGCAGCGUGAGGAAGUGAGGUGACGAAGUGACGAAGUGACGAAAUUGUUUUUAACAUGGAACUUGUUAUCACGCACACGUAUGAGCUGCACACGCGGCCGUCAAGUUAUCACACGGCGACGCAUCAUUGUGACGACGAUCGCAACAUGACGAUUCCCACCCACCCGUCGCCCGUGCGUUACUGUGUGUUUACAGGGGAGCUGCUGCGGCGGCGGCGGCGGCGACGUUUGUGUGCAGAACUUUCACUUUAGACAAGAGCUCGCUCGCUCGCUCGCGUGGUUCGAUGGUGCCGACGACAUCGUACCGACCGAACGCGACCAACGUUCGUGCGUUGACGCGGGCGCGCGGGCGUACGUUGUAAAUAUCCGUCGCGCGGGGAAUAGCCUAGGUAAUUUUAGAAAAUGUAAAAAUUAUUAAAAAAUGCGCGGUUUUUAUGUAAUUAGUAAACUUUGAUAGGCCUAACUUUUUAUAUGCACUCGAUCGGGGCGCGGUGGUUGCGUGUCUGCAGUGUAUGUGGACGGCGUAUGUAUAUCGUAGCAGAAGGUGCUGGUUGCAAUCUAGUAUUGAACUCUCAGUGCAGAGUUGCACAAGACGUAUUUGUACAGUUUACAAGCAGCCAAUUACAAUGUACCUUUAACAAAUAAAUGGGUACCACAUCCCUUUAGCAGAAGAAGACCAGUGGGUGUCUUCAACAAUUCAGCGCCAUGUUCCUUUAAAAUAUCUGAAUGUCGGCAGUUGAUAUUCUCUCGCUGCGUGUAGUUCAACGUAGUCGGAAUUCACCGGAAUUGGAAUUUGUUCGAAUCGGAAUUCGUCGGAAGCGAUAUUUUGCUGCGCGUUCCUUUAUCAUCAAGAACUUGGCGGUAGAUUUUAUAUUUAGAGGACGUCUCGACUCUUGAGGGAAAGGCAGGAGGGGGAGGGGAGGGGUUGUUGCAGUGCUACCCGGGAUGUUAUUGGGGUCGGGGCAGGACAGGGGGAGGGGUGAAUAGUGGGGUGUGGCAUGCACGCGUGGCUGCCGAAUUUUGCAUGCAGGCGAAUGCAUGUAUUCCACAAUGCAAUGUUCGAUCGAUAUGUUAUAUUGUACAAGUGCUAAUUCUGUAUUAUUAUAUUUGUUCUCCUGUCAUUGCCAUUAAUAAUAAUAUUACUAUAAAACACGUGUGGUGUAAAUAAAUCGCCGUGUCACCCAUA
This is a messenger RNA of Priapulus caudatus, 3301 nucleotides long. Its product is annotated as transcription factor Dp-1-like. Gene Ontology annotation, cellular component: nucleus; transcription regulator complex. NCBI's taxonomy places the organism in Eukaryota, Metazoa, Priapulida, Priapulimorpha, Priapulimorphida, Priapulidae. Gene Ontology annotation, molecular function: RNA polymerase II transcription regulatory region sequence-specific DNA binding; DNA-binding transcription factor activity, RNA polymerase II-specific. The coding region runs from base 205 to 1815 and encodes 536 amino acids. The transcript has 5 exons. The record is from RefSeq and is a predicted model, not a curated record. Gene Ontology annotation, biological process: regulation of transcription by RNA polymerase II; regulation of cell cycle.